AUGUCGAAAACAGACGGAAGAAACAGCUACAUGCAUCGAAGACAGGAGGAAACACUUGACGAGUUACCUCUUAUAAAUCCUUUAAUAUUCGACCAAGAACAAUCGUCAAUCUCAUCAAGUUUAUAUCUAAAUGAUAAUACGCGGCUUACACCCCAAUUAAAUGAUAACCAUUUAUCGAGAUCCACAUCCCCACAAUCACAAGUUCGAUUUUGCAUUCCGGAAUCCAAGGAAGUUGACCAUUCACCUCUGAAGAUUGUUUUCCCGAAUAGUCCUAGUCAAAAUGACCUUAAGAGCAAACUGUACAAGGACAGAGAAUCGGAUGCUGAGGAACAAGAUGUCAAACAUUUAAAUCAAAUAAAAGUUGUUGAUAUGAAUAGUAAACUAAUGUUGGAUGUCCCAGAAGAAGUUUGGAAAUUUCACCAACAGAGAAGGAAACACAAAGAAACAACAUCGUCUCCAUCAAAGAAAAAGAGGCCGCAAUCGUGGCAAUCGUUAAUUGCAGAAACUGUAACAUCAUAUAAUGAGAAUAAUAAAAAUAUCAAGGACAUCGACGCAAGAUUCCCUUUAAACUUGAAAGGGACCCCUGUUAUGAAAGCAAAUCGAUCGACAAGAUCAAACCUGUACCUAUCACCAGAAUCACCAUUAAAUAAACAGCGAAUACCGAUACCCUUAGAAAUAUCUCUACCACCUUAUUUGUCCCCCAAAAAUAAAAAUAAACGACAUAGCGCAGUCAUUUAUGAUGGAGAAGGAUAUAGCCAAUUCCAAGAAGAAAUUGAUAGUAUAUCCUCAGAGUCUUCAGAAUCCUCGACGGAAGAAUCUGAAGAUUCCAUCCCAUUUGCUAGACAUGCCCUUUCCUUUGAAGAAAUGGAUAGCUCUAAAGCGGAUACAGAUAAAAUAUUGGGCAUUGAUCAAGAGGCUAAUGUCAAUUUAAAAGUGCAAAAUAGGAAUCUCAGGAAAGGACACGAGGAAUUAUCUAAACAGUUUUUACCUCCCCUACCACAAACAAAAUUAAAUAACAGUGAAGAAAAAAAUUACUACGGUGCAUUAAAUAAAUCACAAUUUGAAAAUGAGUCUUUGAAAAUCUUAAAAACACCAACCAAGUCUAUCACUAUACCUAAUUUAGACACUGAAGAAUUUCAAACGCCGAAAAGUAAUAACUCAAAUGGAGCAUUAGAAUUUUUUGAGAAAUUUGAAUCUAUCACAAAGGAAGGAGAACAACAAAAGUACACCCAACCUUCAACCAUAACAAAUCAAUAUAAUAAAUCUUUUAAAUUCCCUCUUGAAAACAAGGAGGGACUCAAUACUGAAAGCUCUCUGAAUAAUUCUUCUGACUUUGCUGACAUACCGUCAAAUUCAACAGCUGCCAAUCUUGACGUAGAAAAAAGAAGAAAAAAAUUAAUCAACGAAAUGAAGUUGAAUCCAUACCAAUUUACCCAUCAACAUAAAAGAAGCAAAAGUAUUAUAUCACUAGAGUUGACUGAAGCAUCAGACAACAGAACCGUUGAAGAAAGAGAGGAAUCCAUGAGACUUUCAAUUAAUUCUGCUCCUUCUGCUCCAAUAAUACCAGUACGUUCACCUUUACGCCCUAAAUCACCUAUAUCAAUAACAGAACAAGAUAUAGAAACACCUACAAAACUUACUCCAAAGAAUACACCUGCUGAAAGAUCGCCCAAUACCCCAAAUAUUUACUUACACUCUUGUUCACCUCCUCGUACUAAUAAAGAUACUACAGCAUCAGUGACGGAUAGUUUCAUAUCACCAGAUGUAUCAUACGAAGAAAUUAGCAAGAAUAUUGAAAAGACGAACGAUAGCAUUCAAAUAUUAUUUGAACGAAAAGUAAGCUCAGAUAAGGAAGAAAAAGAAGAGGAAGAAAUCCAACUACCGUUUAUUCAAGCCAGUGCUGAAAGAAAGGAGCCAUCAAUAAAACCAUUAUCAUCUUUCCAAUCAUUCAAUAAUCCGUUGACUCACACCUUGCCGGAUAAUUUACAAACAGUAGCUCUACCCAGAGCACAACUGAACAAACAACUUCCUAGAAGACAAUUGUCAAAUGUCGGUAGUGAAUAUUCUCAGAACACUCAAUUUUCCAGGAAUUCCUAUAGUACAAAUCUAACAUCUGAACCAUCCGUAACUGCUCCUCUAUCGAUCCCAGAAAAUUACAUUCUGGAGAAGCCUGUAGCUAAUCAUUUUUCAAUGAAAAAACCUAAGAAUUCAACUAUUAAUAUGACCAAAGGACACACAGGGAAAAUGGCUGAACCUAAGACUAUUUUAGAGAAUAGAAACGGGAAAAUUGUAGAAGUUAUUGUAUUAGACGACGAUUAUGAAGGAGGGAAAAUACCUUUUUCAAGAAAAACCAGUUCUAAGAGAAAUACUUCACAAAGAAUGAGACAAGUUUCAUAUGAAGCUGCCACCAAGCAUUAUACGGAAAUUUUACAAAUGUGUGAGGAAACAGCAUCACAGGCAAGGAAUAUCAUAUACGAUCUUGUUUCCCGUAAUGUUGAACCGUUAACAGAACAGAAUCAAAUCCAAACGCAAAAGCAAAGAACGAUCACUCAAUAUUCCAGAAAGCCUUUACCUCCGGCACCUGCAGAAAAGUACCAACAGUUAAUGAUUAAUCGAAAGACGAGUGCAAGUACUUUAAAGAUGGAAAAGGAUCAACAAAGACGAUAUUUACAAAACUUGAACAGAGCGAUUAAAUCUCAUACUCGAUCAAGAUCAAAUAUAGAAUUAUUUAAAUAA
Naumovozyma castellii is the source of this 2736-nucleotide messenger RNA. RefSeq names its product Fir1p (gene FIR1). Bases 1 to 2736 code for a protein of 911 amino acids. The transcript has a single exon. NCBI's taxonomy places the organism in Eukaryota, Fungi, Ascomycota, Saccharomycetes, Saccharomycetales, Saccharomycetaceae. The record is from RefSeq and is a predicted model, not a curated record.